CGGUGGAAAACAAGUGUAGCCAUGUUUGAAAGUGUCCACUCGGCUGUAGCCAGGCAGCGGCCGCCUUUAAGGAAGCCUGCCCGCCCGCCAGUUGGACUCGACCGGUGCGUGUGAGCUGAAAGGCGGCCACUGAAAUCUCCCCACCGUGGCGUUCCGCACCGGAGCAACCGGCUUCUUGUUUUGCUUCAUUUUUUCAACAAGAUUCAACAAUGUGACCACAGAAGGAUGUAGCAGAACUCCGAUGGUCACCCAUCUCCCCUUACUUCACUAGAAUGUACUUGAUGACUGUACCGACUGUCGCCGCGCCUCGCACAGAAUGGAGACCAUGCGGCCCACCCGGGGGCUUUAGCCUUCCCGUCUGCUUCAAUGACUCGGACGCCGAGUUGUCCACCAGGGGUUCUCCUAUCUCGAACAAGGUCCAGAUGAUCAUUGAGAGCCUGAGGAGCUCUCACUCCUCACUGGAGAUGGGCGAUGAGACUGAGGAAAAUGCGCUUUCGAGGCAGGACGGUCCUCCUCAGAACUGUAAAUCUGCUGGGGGUUCUUUUGCGGCAGCCAAGUCCAAAAGCCAUUCGACUGGUGUUCUAACCCCGAUCCAGGACAGUGACAAGAGCAGUGACACCGACAGUGAUGAUUCUGUGGACAAAGGAAUCGAGGAGGCAAUACUGGAAUACCUGAAGGAGAAGGAUGGCCACAAAUGCAAGAUGGAACUGUCAUCUAGACAGACACAAACUAUUCCUGAGGUUGUCAAAGUCAAGUCCGAAAGCGACUCCUUUUCCGUCAUGAGCAGCCACUUCUCCAAAAGUGUCGCCCAAGCCCCCUUGGCAGGCGUCCCCUUGAAGAAGUACAUCAAACACAAGGUCAUGCUUCUAGAUCGGGAAGCCAGUCCCGUCACCCCAAACAGUCCGGCAUGCCAAGUCAAAGUGGAGAAUCUUUCCGACGACUCCAGCAGCAGUGACGACGGCAUCGAGGAGGCCAUUCAGAGGUACCAGCUGGAGAGAAUGGAGCAGCAGAUGAGAGGCGAAGCCUUCAAACCACUCGUGGAAGAGUCAGACUCUUCUAGCGAUGACGGCAUCGAGGAGGCUAUUCGCAGCUACCAGCUGGAGCAGCUCAAAGAAAAGACGUCCUUUCCUGACAGGAAGAAUAUAACAAACGCUAGCACUGAAAUCGCAAAAAAGCACAAACUUAAAAAGAAAAAGAAAAGAGCGGAGAAGGUGGUGAAGUCCGUAGAAUUGCCUUCUUCGACGGUCUUCAAGAGCUCGCUUGAUGUCGGCCAGAGAAGCAAAGGCAACGGUCUGCUGUCAUUCAGAGUCGAUGGCUUUAAAGACCAAGCUACACCCGCGCCCCCGAAAGCCAAUACCACCGCCGAGCUCAUGUGCGCAGAAGCCAUCCUGGACAUCUCCAAAACGGUCAUGCCCGCGGCCUUCGUGUCUCAUCCCAGCGCCGGUAACUGCAUCCUAGCAGGAUCUUCGCAUGCAACUCCAGAGGAAGAAAGCCACGACAGCUCCAUCGACAGUGAAGACGGCAUCGAGCAGGAAAUUAUGAAAUUCCUCGAGCAGAAGGCGCAGUUGGUCAAACAGUCACCCGAAUGCGCUGCGCCUCGAGACGAGCCGGAGACAAUGGCGGAAAAACACGAAGUACUUCUAAAGAAACCUUCCAGAUUGUCCUUAACGCACAGGCGGAAACGCAAGGACGAAAUCUGCCGGAUCGCCCUCAUGACGGCGGUGGAUGAAAACGCAGAACAAGACUCAUCAAGUAAGCCUUUAGAGCUCCACAGGGGGGAGUUGAGCCCGCUGCUUUUCUCCCAAGGAAGUCCAACACAAUCAUUGGACAAACAUAGUGGAGACAAGAGCAGUUCACUGGACAGUGACGAAGACCUCGACACGGCGAUAAAAGACCUCCUCAAGACGAAGAAGACAAAGAGAAAGACCAAGUCAGAGCGCAACGCAAUGAAGCGCCCAAAGGAAGCGGAACUGCUUCGAGCCCCGCUUACGAAAAAGGCCAAACCCGAUCCUCCGUCCAAGAUCGGUGCUACGAAAAGGGCUGACAAGAGGAAGAGCGACUUGAAGCACAAGCCUGGAUUGGUUAAAAAGACGGGAACUAAGCAAACCGGCAAAGGUCCAGUAGACACUCUAAGAGACAAAGACACUCUCCAGAUAAAAGAGGACAGCAGCUCGGUGGACAGUGACGACAGCAUCGAGCAGGAGAUCAGAAAGUUCCUCGCUGAGAAGGCGGAGAAGGUGUCAGAGACCACAAAGGAUGAAGAGGUACCGAGGAAUGGCACAGCUUCAUUUCGUCUAGACAUUAAGCAGGAAAAUCAGCUGGCUGAAAUUCCCAUAAAAAGUAUUUUGGGUCAACGCUCCCAUUUGACUGAACCACAUCACGACAAACCUAUGCCUCAGAAGAACCCCGCCGUCGGUCCACCUAUGCCUCAGAAGAACCCCGCCGUCGGUCCACAAUCACGCACUUUGGAGGCGGCGGAUGGGGCAUGGUCGGCCAGAUCCGAGCCGAGGCCGCCGAUCGGCCAGGUGUCCACCGAACAAACUGAGAGAGUUAAGAGCCUUUCUGGAGCUACCGUGGAUCGGUCUUACGCCGAGUCAGUCAAGUGGCGCCAGAGUUUUGGACUCCCCAUCAUUGAUCCCAAGAAUUUCAGUCGAACUCCAUUUCAUAUCAGCUCGCCCAAACACAGGACAGGGAGUCCAUCAGCGGCAUUUACUCAUCAAGGGAAAGCCACUGACCUCAGACCUUCCACCUUAGCCCCUUUUUGGUCCCCCGCAAGAGCGAGCAGCAGACCCCUUUUCUCCUGGUCCGCAGACCCGGCCGCAAAGGCGCCCGUGACGAGCCCCGUCUUGAGCUUCUUCUCCGCCAGGCAGAACCAAGGCGUGCUGCCUUCGACCUUCCAGCCGCGGCAGGCGGCGAGCACGGUGCACGUUCCCCGGGACAAGAGCGUGUUCGUGGAGCUGGAGUCCGGUAGGACCAACCACGUCCAGGUCCAGAGCGGUGAGGCCAGAGCUGACGGACAGAGUGAGAAUAGGAGCGGGAAGAUAGAAGGAGCUGAGGAGGAGUUUAUAGAUGAGUCAGAGAGUGAAAGUCCAGGGAAGAAGCCGAGCACUUUGUCCUUGUCCAGCACCAUCGACCCCGGCAUCGUCUUCCAGCCUUGCAUCGCUCUUUCCACAGCGGAGCGGAGCGUGAUGUUCCGUCGGAAAUACAGGGAGCAAAGAAGCAGUAGGGAGGGGACGGCGGGCCCUGACCAGCUGAGGCGUCAGGUCAAAAGAAAGCUGGAGUUUGUCCCUGCAUACAGACUACCAGAGCAGACGAGGAAGACGAAGCGACGCAUGCGCAUGGCGCUGACCUUCCAGACAGCGAGCAUGGCAACACGGACACUAACGAGAGGUUUGUUGGGACUAAGACAUGCUGCUGCUGUGAAACACGACAAGUGUGGAGGAUGUGUUUAUUCCUCGGCAGCGUCUUUACAGGCUCCACUGCCACAAACACAGCAAGUCUCUAAAAAUUCAGACGAGCUUUUCAAACUGACCCUUGAGAAAGAAGACUUCUUCAGGGUGUCUGAGCUUUUCUCCUUGAAGGACUUGUUUGAUGCCACAGUGCAUCUUGGCCAUAAGAAAGGAUGCAGACACAGGUUAAUGGAGCCCUACCUUUACGGCUGCCGUCUGGACCAGGACAUCAUCGACCUGGACCAGACCAUGGAACACCUCCAGCUCGCCCUCAACUUCACGGCGCACGUGGCUUUCCGCGGCGGCAUCAUCCUCUUCGUCAGCCGCCGCCGCCAGUUCUCCCACCUGGUGGAGAGCACGGCGAGGGACUGCGGCGAGUACGCCCACGCGCGCUACUGGCAGGGCGGCCUCCUCACCAACGCCCACGUCCAGUACGGCGCCGGCGUGCGCCUGCCGGACCUGGUGGUCUUCCUGUCCACGCUCAACACCGUCUUCCAGCAGCACGUCGGCGUCCGCGACGCCGCCAAGAUGAACAUUCCCACGGUGGGCGUGGUGGACUCCAACUGCAACCCCAGCCUGCUGACGUACCCCGUGCCCGGGAACGACGACACCCCGGUUGCCAUGGAGCUGUACUGUCGCCUCUUUAAGAUGACCAUCAACAGAGCCAAGGACAAGAGGAGGCAGAUGGAGCUGGUGCACGGCCUCUUGGCGCCCGCCUCGCCGACCCAAUGACCUGAUUGAAAGACGCUGUUUGAAGUGGAAUCUUUUUGUUUUGGGAACUGUGUGUAUAAUACUGAUGAUCUAAUACAUCUUGCAAUUGUAUCUAUUAUCUCCCAUAAAGUACACAUGUUAA
Molecule: messenger RNA, 4302 nt
Organism: Entelurus aequoreus (snake pipefish)
Lineage: Eukaryota; Metazoa; Chordata; Actinopteri; Syngnathiformes; Syngnathidae
Product: protein phosphatase 1 regulatory subunit 26-like
Exons: 8
Coding region: 273-4181 (1302 amino acids)
Biological process (GO): translation; negative regulation of phosphatase activity
Cellular component (GO): small ribosomal subunit; ribosome
Molecular function (GO): structural constituent of ribosome; protein phosphatase inhibitor activity
Source: RefSeq, a predicted model, not a curated record